Molecule: messenger RNA, 1563 nt
Organism: Mangifera indica (mango)
Lineage: Eukaryota; Viridiplantae; Streptophyta; Magnoliopsida; Sapindales; Anacardiaceae
Product: protein SLOW GREEN 1, chloroplastic-like
Exons: 2
Coding region: 97-1143 (348 amino acids)
Molecular function (GO): protein binding
Source: RefSeq, a predicted model, not a curated record
CAGAUAUUGUCAUUACCGGAGGGUUUUGAAACUUUCCUUGCCCUUGCUGUUGCAUCGUCAGGGUUUUAGCCCUCUUCUCCUUCUUUUGUAGCCUCAAUGGAAUCCCUUGCUAAAGUACACAGUGUUCACCAGCCCCUUUCUCUUUCUCUCAAUCACCACCGUCCGUCAUUCUCUAAACCCAUUUCCUCCCUUUCCUUAAGAACAACCACCACCACCACCUCACCCUUCAAAUUAUCCCCCAUCAGAGCCUCAUCGUCCGCCCAUCAAAACCCUAAUCCUUCCCUCUUCCAAUCCCUAAAUCCGCUCUCCUCUUCUCUCGUCAAAACGGUUUCCAUCACUAUCGCCGCGGCCGCAGCAUUACUUUUCACGCGCCUCCACCACAUUAAACCCGCAAUCGCUUCCCCAAUCGAGGCCCCCACUGUGGGGUCCACUGCCGAGUCAUCGGAAAAGACGCAAGAUUUUUCGUUUGCUGAAACAGAGAGAAAUAUUCAGGAGCACUUGAGUAAACACCCUGACGAUGUCGAAGCUCUUCGCUCGCUUAUGGAGAUUAGAUUGAAAUUGCGUAAGCUACCGGAGGCAAUUGAAGUUAUUGACCGUUUGAUCGAGCUCGAACCGGAUGAAUUUGAAUUGCCGUUAUUAAAAAGCCAAGUUCUGAGUUAUUCUGGGGAUUUCGAGGCUGCAGCUAGAGGGUUUGAGGAAAUAUUACAAAAAGACCCAAUUCGAGUUGAGGCGUUUCAUGGGCUCGUAAUGGCUUAUGAUAAUGCUGGCUAUAAAUUUAAGGACUUGGAGAAAAGAAUUGAGACUGCAAUGCAGAGGUGCAAGAAGGAGAACAAGAAGUCUGAUUUAAGGGAUUUUAAGUUACUGAUUGCGCAAAUUCGAGUUAUGGAGGGUAAGCAUUCAGAGGCCUUGAAGGUUUAUGAGGAGCUUGUGAAGGAAGAGCCGAGGGAUUUCAGGCCCUACUUGUGUCAAGGGAUUAUAUACACUUUGUUGAAGAAGAACGAUGAGGCUGAGAAACAGUUCAAGAAGUUCCGAAGGCUUAUUCCGAAGAAUCACCCUUAUAGAGAAUAUUUUUCUGAUAACAUGGUUGCAGCAAAGCUUUUUGGGGAGAAGGUAGAAAGAGAGGGUAUGGCGUCGAGGAGUUGAGAGAAGUGGCUGGUUCUUCUUCAUCAUGUGAAAUGAAGACUAUGGAUUUAUUAGUAGUUUCAGGGUUUCUCAGCAGCUUCUGUUCUGGAGGCCACUGUGCGGGCUGGGCUGGCUUUAUUGAAGUGGACAAACUUGCUAAUAAUCAGCAAGUUGUUUUGAUGGCUUGUUUAAUCCAAAGUUUCCAGGUAAUUUCAUGCCAUAUAUUUAAUACUUACAUACUAAAGAAGAAUCACUUCACUUCUUCCAGGUGAAAGUUUCAAUGGGCUACACUUUUGUCUUGGGCCUGGUGAUCUCAUCUCACGCAUACUUAAUUUCUUUGAUGAAGCUGAUUAGUAUUACUUCGCAUUGUAAUCUACCUUAAGGAGGCGUUUGGUUUGUGUAAUGUUUGAUUACUAAAAUAGAAAGAUUACUUUGAAGAUA